Molecule: messenger RNA, 1563 nt
Organism: Scaptodrosophila lebanonensis
Lineage: Eukaryota; Metazoa; Arthropoda; Insecta; Diptera; Drosophilidae
Product: F-box/LRR-repeat protein 14
Exons: 3
Coding region: 51-1340 (429 amino acids)
Biological process (GO): SCF-dependent proteasomal ubiquitin-dependent protein catabolic process
Cellular component (GO): SCF ubiquitin ligase complex
Source: RefSeq, a predicted model, not a curated record
AUACUUGAUUCAAAAUUCAAAAUACAAAAGCAGAGCAAGCGACGAAGAAAAUGUUGGCGGAAACAGAGCUCCAAGCAAUAGAAAAGCCGAACUGCCACAUUAUGCGCCUGCCCGAGGACCUCGUUCGGCAAUUGUUUCGAUAUCUACCCGAACUAUGCGAUAAGGUGCGCUUGGCAUCCACGGCAUCCAAGUUUCGGCUCGCCUUUGAGGACUGGGCUCGAGUGCGACGCAACGAACUGGUGGCCGAGGAUGUGGAAAUGAUGCGGCUGCCCGACAUCAUAGACUUUUUCUCCAUUGCCGGUCCUUUUAUCAAAGUGUUGCAUGUGGACUGCGCCUCGUUUCAGAAAGAGUCCUUGCUGGUGGAGUUUAUGGCCGAGUUUUGCAAGAAUAUCGAGGAAAUUAAUUUUACGAAUGUCACGGAUGAUUUCCACUACCACGCCUUACUAGCGCGCCUAACGAAGCUGCGACGCGUCAGCAUCGAUUGUAUGGAUGCGGAGGACGUUUUAAACUUCAAUUUGCAGGGCAAUCGAGAUCUGGAGUCGUUUGAGCUCAUUAAUGGUUGCUACACGGGGAAGCACUUAUGCGGCUUUCCCAAGCUGCAGAGCCUUGUGUUGCGCGACUGUUUGCUGUGGAACUCGGGCGAGUUCGGCAUACCUCUGAAGACGUUGCGCUCCCUCGAUCUGGACAACUGCUGUUUCGAGGUGAUGAACCAGUCCCUCUACCAUAAGAUAGCGGAGUGCUGUGUCCAGCUGGAGGAGCUAUCCUUCUCGGGCUGUGACACGAACUUUGAGGUCAUUGCUCAGUUGUGUAAUUGCAAUCUGCAGCGCUGCACGCUGAAGACCUGGAUGACCUCCAACGAGCUCAACAUCGGAUUUCUCUCCACGUUGGCGGAGAAGAAGGGCAAUAAUCUCAGCUAUCUGAAGUUGGCGGGCCAAUUCCAAAUCACAAACGAGCACGCGCGCUAUGUGGGUCAACUCUCCUCACUAAAGGAACUCCACUGGAGCACGAACGAUGUCCUGGACGACGAUCAUUUCAAGUUCUUCAACGACUUGUCUGGCUUGGAGGUUUUGGGACUGUUCUGGUGCGGACACGUCACCGAUAUAGGCCUAAUGAGAAUGGUGAGAAAGUGCAUGAAGCUUAAGCGCAUUGACUUGAAGGAAUGUGACGAGGUUACCGAUCAGUUUGUGCUCAAUGCCAUUGCCUGGCUAGGCAAGUCCUCCGGACGUGCCUUAGUACUGAACGUGGACGGCACAAAGAUCAAGCAGUCGCUGCUAUCACAUGCUGAUUACUUGGCUCCCCAAAACAAUGUGAAGUUGGUCUUUACGAAUGUCAAGGCGUGACUGUCCAGCCAAUUAUCCGCAAGAUGGCACAGCUGGUUCGCUCCCUCCUUAGUGUGGCUUAUGUUUGGACUCACAGGGAGGUGUUAUUGCCAAUUCGAAGCUCGAAAUGCGCACAAUCCUCUAUUAUUAUGCGCCCAGGCGAUCGCAUUGCGCGCUUACAAGAAGUUAGAUUUUUGGUAGAAAUAAUUAAAGACGUUUAAUAAAAAGAACCGAACUUUGAGAA